GAGGAAACGCGUGGUUCGCGUUCUACAGCCCCCGCCCCGCCCCCUCCUCUUUCUGUUCCGCUGUCUCGCAUUCGCUUCGGCAUCGGCAUGUGUCUUCAGAAGCAGCCACCUUUCAAAGCGCUCCUGUAGCCUUCGCCUAUGUGCGCUCUGCGACUUGAAACUGACUUGAAUGAAGAGGCGAGGAGCGCCGGCUGGCUUGGAGAUCACACGAAAAAGUUGAUAAUCGACUAAAUCAUUCUGGAAUAUUCCCGUCUUGGUGAAAGUUGUGCUGCUCCUUCAUUCAAUUAAAUAUAAUGAUCAUGUUUUGUUACAUUAUUAGACCAUAACUUUAACUGACCAAUGUGCCAAUCUGCAAAUGGUGCGCUUGGGUAAGUAAGUCUCCUGCUGUUAACAAAGGGUCGGAUAAGUGAGAUUCUCGGACCUCGCCAAGUGCCCAACACCACCGAGGUCAUGGCAGCGCUAAGAAGGAAAUUCGGGGAGGACUACCAGUUCGUGAACACGAGCCGGGGAACCACUUUCUCUGCUCCGGUCAAGAAGAAGCGUCAGCGUUUCGUGGAGAAGAACGGCCGUUGUAACGUCCAGCACGGAAAUCUCGGUGGAGAAACUAGCAGGUAUCUAUCAGACCUAUUCACCACACUAGUGGACCUGAAGUGGCGAUGGAACCUGCUUAUUUUCAUUCUAACUUACACAAUAGCUUGGUUAGUUAUGGCAUCAAUGUGGUGGAUCAUUGCUUAUAUCAGAGGGGACCUGAACCAUGGCCACGACCCAACUUAUGUUGCCUGUGUUGCCAAUGUGUACAACUUCCCCUCGGCUUUCCUCUUUUUUAUCGAGACCGAGGCGACCAUCGGUUAUGGCUACCGCUACAUUACGGAAAAGUGUCCCGAGGGCAUCAUCCUGUUCCUCUUCCAGUCGCUUCUAGGCUCCAUCGUGGAUGCGUUCCUCAUCGGCUGCAUGUUCAUCAAGAUGUCCCAACCUAAAAAGCGAGCUGAGACGCUUAUGUUCAGCCAGGACUCAGUGAUCUCACAGCGCGACGGAAAACUCUGCCUCAUGUUCCGGGUGGGAAACCUCCGGAACAGCCAUAUGGUGUCUGCUCAGAUCAGGUGUAAACUCAUAAAGUCUCGUCAGACCCCCGAGGGCGAGUUCUUACCGCUGGAUCAGUGUGAGCUGGAUGUGGGCUUCGGCACAGGCGCCGACCAGCUCUUCCUGGUCUCGCCGCUCACCAUCUGCCACGAGAUCAAUCCCAAGAGCCCCUUCUUCGAGCUGUCGCAGCGCUCGCUCAUGAAUGAACAGUUUGAGAUCGUGGUCAUCCUGGAGGGCAUCGUGGAGACCACAGGUAUGACAUGCCAGGCUCGGACAUCCUACACGGAGGACGAGGUGCUGUGGGGUCACCGCUUCCUGCCAGUCAUGUCCCUGGAGGAGGGCUUCUUCCGGGUCGACUACUCGCAGUUCCACAGCACCUUUGAGGUCAACACACCCGUAUAUAGUGUCAAGGAGUUUGAGGAGAAGUCUUCACUCCCGUCGCCGACGGCAACGCCUCACCGCGACCGCGUCUUCUCCGUGGACUGCAUGGAGGCGAUGGAGGAACGCAAGUGUCGGGGAGGAGGCCCGGGAGGAGGUGGAGGAGGAGGAGGGUCGGCGUCAGCCCGGCUUCCUAGCAAGCUGCAGCGGAUGAGCUCCUCGGGGAAGGAGGACCUCCAGAGGAAGGUGCUGCUGCUCAGCUCGCAGCCCGCCGAGAGGGCCUGCAGCACGGGCGACCUGCCGCUCAAGCUCCAGCGCAUGAGCUCGUCGCCGGGCCAGGACGACGGCGGCGGCGAGGGGCGGCUGCAGCUCAAGUCGCUCAAGGUGGCCUUCGAGCCCGUCAUGACCCAGUCCACGGGCGACCUCCACCAACGCAGCCUGCUCCACACGCACACACACACCCACGCGCCCCUCCACACGCCCGUCAGAACUCCCACGCCGGGGCGCCCCGAGGACAACCUGCCCGCAAAACUGCGCCGCAUGAACGCCGACCGCUAACCUUGAGCCCCGGGGUGAAAGGUCACACAACUGAACUACUUACUGACCCAAAACAGAUUUUUGAAAGGAUGUAUACAUAUAUUAUAAUUAAUGGACAAUAUGAGUGGACUGAUGAAGGAAGCAUGAUUGGAAUUGGGGGGAUCUUUUACCGAUUUAGUUGUUUUACCGAUUUAGUGUCUAUCUUAAUUUUGAAAAAGAUGAGAAAAUGGAAAACAACUCUUAACUGGAUUUACUGUGAUUUCAUUGAAGCCUUGUCUGUUAGUGACACAGUAGACACCGGCACUUCUGUGUCUUGCACAUAUGCACAUAUGUUUCAGCGUCUGUGCUUGUAUACAUAUAUUCCAACCACAUGCAGUCAAACAGCCCCCAUUGCAUCUUGUUUUAAGCAGUUUUAAAUUAAUAAAUUAUAUUUAAGAUGACAGCAAA
This is a messenger RNA of Clupea harengus (Atlantic herring), 2442 nucleotides long. RefSeq names its product potassium inwardly rectifying channel subfamily J member 19a (gene kcnj19a). The record is from RefSeq and is a predicted model, not a curated record. NCBI's taxonomy places the organism in Eukaryota, Metazoa, Chordata, Actinopteri, Clupeiformes, Clupeidae. Gene Ontology annotation, molecular function: G-protein activated inward rectifier potassium channel activity. Gene Ontology annotation, cellular component: plasma membrane. Gene Ontology annotation, biological process: potassium ion import across plasma membrane; regulation of monoatomic ion transmembrane transport.